Messenger RNA from Salvia splendens (bonfire salvia), 1063 nucleotides. RefSeq names its product sec14 cytosolic factor. The record is from RefSeq and is a predicted model, not a curated record. Lineage: Eukaryota; Viridiplantae; Streptophyta; Magnoliopsida; Lamiales; Lamiaceae. The transcript has 6 exons. Bases 124 to 876 code for a protein of 250 amino acids.
GUACACUCAUAUUAUAUGAUGUCUUUCUUCGGUCAAAACUCACCACCUUCUGUAUAGUAUUCAAUUUGAUUAAUUAUAUUUAUAACAGCUACAUACAUCCAUUUCUUGUCAAACUCCAUCAAAAUGAACCAGAAGGAAGAGCUUGCAGUAGCCCAGCUGAGGAGAGCUGUUCACAAGCAAGGUUCUUCCACAGAGGGAUUUGGAGAGAUAACUCUGAUCAGAUUCUUGGUGGCAAGAUCGUUCGACAUUGACAAGGCUGCGAAGAUGUUUGUGCAGUGGCGGAAUUGGAGGGCUUCGUUUGUGCCCCUCGGUUACAUUCCCGACUCUGAAGUUGCUGCUGAGCUGCAACAGAAUAAAAUAUUUUUGCAGGGGCUUGCAGCAAGAGGCAACCCUGUUGUUGCUGUCAAAGUCCAUAGGCAUGUGCCUAGCAAGGAUCCUCUCCAAUUCAAGAAAUUUGUGGUUCAUCUGCUGGACAAGGUUAUUGCAAGUGGCUUUAGAGGCAAAGAAGUAGGAAACGAGAAGUUGGUUGCCGUUCUUGAUCUGCAAAAGCUUGCAUACAAAAACAUAGACAUUCGUGGAUUGAUCACUGGCUUUCAGUUCUUGCAAGAUUAUUACCCGGAGCGCUUAUCAAAGUGUUACCUGCUAAACAUGCCCGGGUUUUUUGUGCGCGUCUGGAGAUUGGUUUCUCGCUUUCUUGAGAAGGCUACUUUAGAAAAGAUUGUGAUAGUCUCGAAUGAAGAAGAACGACGUGCACUGAUCAGGGAAGUUGGCGUGGACGCCUUGCCAGAAGAGUACGGUGGGCGAGCUAAAUUCACCCUUCUUCAAGAUUUUCAACUCGAUAAGCCUUCGGAAGAAAAAACUCUAUUGAUCACUUGAUCAUAGUCUCUCUCCAUCGCCACUCUAACUAACGUAUGCCUAUAACCCUUCAUUCUACUGCAAUGCAAUGUAUGCCAAACAAAUUAAUGAGGAUGAAGAUGAUCAUAUAUAUAUAUACAGAGAUGUAAUGGUGACUCAUCAGUAAAAUCUGCUUACUAAUGAAGUGACUCUUUUUAUUUUCUAUGUA